This is a messenger RNA of Penicillium mononematosum, 3336 nucleotides long. RefSeq lists its product as uncharacterized. Gene Ontology annotation, cellular component: catalytic step 2 spliceosome. The transcript is spliced from 3 exons. The record is from RefSeq and is a predicted model, not a curated record. NCBI's taxonomy places the organism in Eukaryota, Fungi, Ascomycota, Eurotiomycetes, Eurotiales, Aspergillaceae. The coding region runs from base 1 to 3336 and encodes 1111 amino acids. Gene Ontology annotation, biological process: regulatory ncRNA-mediated post-transcriptional gene silencing; negative regulation of RNA catabolic process.
AUGGACUCGCCUGGGUCUCAGGGUGUCCCGCAAUUCUCCAGCUUCCGACCUCCCCCUACUUCCCCUCCGGCCGACGCUACCGGCUCGGAACAUGAACGUCACCGGCGUCGUCGCUCGGGCCACCGUCAGCGGGCAGACCAUAAAGAGUCUCCGCGCUCUCGUCAUCAUGGAAGGCGUUCAGAUGGUGGUCGUCAAAAAGAGACAGAUGGAGGAAGUGAGAAGCGCCUGGGUGGGGAAAGAAUUGACGAUGUAAACGCUGCAAACGAUGGGGCAAGGCAAACAUUUGUCGUCGACAGCCGCGGCGAUCGCGACAAUACACGUUACGGCGUGGAUCGUUACGAGGUCCCCACGUACCAACGCAACGGCAAUGGCUUUGUGCUUGGGCUUCCCGGUCAGCGCAUUGAUUACAAAACGCGAUAUGACCAGGGUGCCCUCCUACUUCUUCGCCCCGACUCAAGCUCCUCUUCAAGCUCUACGACCAAGCCGCUCUCCGCCGAAACCCUAUCUGCUUUGUCCAUCAAUCUCCCCAUUCGCCUCCGGUCUGACCUCAAGGCUAACAUUGCCGCUGAGACCCAACAUUCACAAAAUUUCAUUUCAACAACAGUUCCGUCUCAAUCCGGUGUUGAGGCAACUGCCGACUUAGAUGAUGAAGCACCGUCUUAUCGUUCCAUCCAUGACCCGGCCAAAUCCGGAGAACAAGCCACUGAGCAUAUUGAUACGAGCGCCUCUACUCGAAUUGCUAUGGAAGCUGAGAUCUUGAAUCUCAAUGCCAAGUUGAACAGCGCAGUGACACAGCAACCAACUGAUAUCCAGUCAUGGAUCCGUCUUGCUGAGCAUCAAGAACUCGCUCUCACUGGCGCGCGAUCUGGCGAUCGAACCUCCUCUCUUGAUGAUGUACAAGUUGUGGCAAGAGCCAAGCUGUAUGUGUAUGAAAGAGCGCUCAAGGCUAACGCACAAAAUCCCGAACGGGAUCACAUUGUGCUGUGCCGUAUGGAAGAGGGUGCGAAAAUCUGGGACGACACAAGACUCGCCUUGGAAUGGGACGAAAUGCUCCGCUACCACUCCGAGUUCAUAACUGUAUGGAUUCAGUAUCUUGACUACUGUCAGACUGAUAGUCGGGAUUUCAACUUCAAUGACUGCUUUACCACUUAUGGCUACUGUUUGAAGAUCCAUUCACGUUUCGGGUUUGGACCGCAGAAAACUCUCAUCAGAGCGUACUUGCUGCUCCGUUUUACCCUAUUCCUUCGAGAAUCCGGCCACGUUGAGCUAGCUGUCGGUUUAUGGCAAGCGGUACUCGAAUUUACAUGCUUCCGGCCAGCCCAUCUAAUGGGAAAGAAAGAAGAGGCCCUAGUGGAAUUCAAAAAGUUCUGGGCACCUGGACACAUCCGGAUCGGGGAGCCCGGUUGGCAACCCUGGAACAGUGGCCAAACCUCCCGUGUCCCUGCCGCCGAGCCUGUCUACACUUCUGAGGCGGAUGCCCGAGACUUGUUCCCAACAUGGGUAAAUGCAGAAAGGGAGCGGAUGUUCAAAAAUCGCAUGCCGUCAGAUGCCUUUGAUGAUCCCAAAGAGAAAGACGCUUUCCGAGUGGUUCUCCUCGAAGAUUGUACGCAGAUACUGCCAUAUUUCUGGGACUUGGAAGAAAGCCUUGGUUCCCUAGUCGAUGGCUUCUUGUAUUUCUGCCAUUUGCCCCACUUGACAUUGCCUGCGAAUAUGCACACCAGCCGACUGUGGACUGGUGAUAAUUUCCUGCGAAACGAAUAUAUGGAUGAUCCUCGCAACACAAUCGCGGACUGGAUCACUUUCCAGAAACAUGCCGCAACCACAACCAUUGAGCCUUUCGCAUUCCCUCACCACACCUUUGUUCACACCACUGAUACUCUAUUUGCCGACCCAAAGAUGUGGUUUUCCGCCCUGACGAAGUGGGCUGCAACCACCUCUCAUUCCUCAUGUGUCAUCGAUUCUGACUUUGUACUCUCAACUCUCCAUUCCCUUGUCGACAUUUUCAGAGACAGCCAAUUGGCUGAAUAUGCUAUUGCAGUAACUUUCGCGUGUAAUAACACUCUGGGCAAGAAAUAUGGAAAGCGACUCUUGAAAGAGCGAUCUUCGAACCUGCGACUUUACAAUGCCGUUGCACUCAUGUAUUGGCGCACUGGCGAUCGUGACGUUGCUCACAAUGUGUGGUCCACUGCUUUGUCUAUGAGCAAGAAUUUUGACGCUCGGGAGCUCACUGACUCUGCACUCCUGUGGAACUCGUGGGUUUGGGAAAUGCUUCACGAUGGGCAAAAGAAUCGAGCAUCGUACCUCUUGCAGGCUAUGCCAUACCGUCAAGUUCACUUGCUGUCAUACAACACCGCUGAUGAGCUUGAUAUUAAUGAAACUAAUUUUCUCAGGUACUUGUUUAACGCUCAGAUGACUGCCUUGAAGUCCAAGCAAAUGCAAGCAUACGCAGCUUACGCUGACUGCUAUGCCAUCCUCCUCUAUCUCAAGGGCGAGCAACUUGAAGAUGUCCUGGAUUCCUAUAAUGACGCUGUAACUUCCCUUAGGGUCCUGCGCAGGACCGACGAUGAUUUCAGGGUGUUGGGCGGAGAAUUGCUGCACCAAGCCCGAGCCCGGAUCCUGUACUACUACGUGGAGAGACAGAGUGGCCAAUUCAGACCUGCGGAAGUUCGUGCCCUGUUCCUGGAUAGCCUAGAAUGGUGGCCCCACAACACUAUGUUCUUGUCGCUGUUCAAAUGGAAUGAGUCUCGCCUGCAUAUGAGCGAUCGGACCCGCGAUAUCUUCGACGUCACCAUCGGGGCGAAGGCCAGGGCCGCUAAGGAUCUACAAGGGCCUGCCCCAAUCUACCGUGUACCUGUCACGACUCACCUUUUCAGCAUCUACGCUGAGAUGGGUCGCCCUCUCAUGCUCGGCUCGACCCCGCAUUCCAUCCGGGCAGCCUUCGAGCGAGCGAUCGGUGAUGGCAUCAUCCCGAUGGGGCGGACUCCAACACGGAAGAGUCCCUUCGACCUGGCAAGCUCGACCUCCGCCCAGACCAGCCUCACCAUCUGGAGACUGUACAUCCUCUACGAGCUGUACGCGGAGCGCAACGUCGGCCGCGCCCGCGAGGUCUACUUCCGGGCCCUGCGCUCCUGCCCCUGGUCUAAGGAGCUGUACAUGUUCGGCUUUGAGCACCUGCGGGCGGACUUGACCAACCGCCUGCCCCCCUGCCGCCUCAACCGGAAGGGGGAGGUCGACCCUCGGGGGUUCGACCAUGCAGAGCUCCGAGCUCUGUACUCGGAGAUGCUGCGCCGUGGACUUCGGGUCCACUAUCAUGUGGAGGGUUUCUGGGCCGAGUAG